ACCUCAACUCUUUCGGUGUCUCACUUCUCUGUCCUCUUUCUCUAUCCUCUAGACCUACGCGCAGCCGUCGACAUGGCCGUAGUGCUCGGAAACCUAGCACUACUUCUAGACAUUACCUCGCCGCGGACUGCAGUUCUCGAUCGCAAGACUCGUCCGGUGCCCGUGCCGGUGCCGGUGCCGGUGCCGGCUGAUGUCUUAUUGAGCCUGUUCAAGAAAGAACCUCACCACCACAUCUCCGCCGCCAUCGCCGCCGCAAACAGCUUCGAAUUUGAUAAAGAGAAUCGUAAUCAGAGAUCUGGCGUGCGAGGGAAGGCGAAUUCGAAGGAUAAUGCGGUGGAUUUCGCUGGUUUGAGCGACGAUGAUAGUAAUGGAAACGGAAAUGGAAACGGAAAUGGAUAUGAGGAUGAGGAAGAAGAGGCGUUUGAUUGGGAGAAGGAAAUGAGGAAGAGAGUGAAGGAGAUUGAGGAGAUGAGAGAGUUGGAGAGGGAGGCGGAGGAGUUGCAGAGUCGAAUGGAAGAUGGUGAAGGUGAAGGAGAGGGCAAGGAAGAGACUGAGGAAGAGAAGAGGAUGAGAGUAAGAAAGGAGCUCGAAAAGGUAGCCAAGGAGCAAGCAGAGCGGAGAAAGAUGGCUCAGUUGAUGUUUGAAUUAGGUCAGAGGGCUUAUGGGAAGGGUAUGUAUGGACGUGCCAUUGAGUUUCUGGAAGGUGCUCUUACAAUCAUUCCCAGGCCAACUCUGUUUGGUGGUGAGAUUCAAAUAUGGCUUGCUAUGGCUUAUGAGGCUCAUAACCGCCACGCAGAUUGCAUUGCUUUGUAUAAGCAAUUAGAACAGAAGCAUCCCAGUGUCAGCAUCCGGCGCCAAGCUGCAGAACUUCGCUACAUCCUACAAGCACCAAAGCUCAAGAUAUCGCAGGAGGAGAUGGUAACCAUACCAUUGAUAGGUUCUAGCUAUGAUAGCUAUGCAGGAACAUGGAGUGAUAAAUACAAGGACAGAGAUGAAAGGAGAUUUGGGUCAACAACAAAUCAGCUUCCAUCAACCAGAGACUUUUUAGGGGACUUCUUGGUAUGGCGGCCUCCAGUUGGUUUGGAGAAUAACCAAGCUUUCUGGGUAGCUUUAACAUUAUGGAUGGGUGUGGUUGCAGCUGCACUCUUUCUUCAAAGAUGAAGCAUGUAUGAAUGCUAGUUGCAAUUGUUCUGUCGGAUCACAACUUGUAAGGUGUGGUCAUUGUUGAACAUGUAUUAUUGUAAAUGAACUUUUAUUCCAAGAUCCUCGUGAAAUAUAUCAAAUGUUUGAAACAAAAAAA
Camellia sinensis is the source of this 1300-nucleotide messenger RNA. RefSeq names its product Tetratricopeptide repeat (TPR)-like superfamily protein. Gene Ontology annotation, molecular function: protein binding. Gene Ontology annotation, cellular component: chloroplast thylakoid membrane. The record is from RefSeq and is a predicted model, not a curated record. NCBI's taxonomy places the organism in Eukaryota, Viridiplantae, Streptophyta, Magnoliopsida, Ericales, Theaceae.